CGGUGUCGCCGAAUAAACAAGCGCUCUAGCUUUGCGCACACUCUCCUCAGCAGGAAGAAAUUUGUUUAAAGUGCCUUUCUGAGUUCAGUUGCCAGAGAAACAAGACGCAUUUCGGAUUUUGACAACACUCCUUGGGCCAAAAUAAUGGCGGCAAUGGGCGACUGGAUGAAGAAAAAUCUGAAGCGCAAGUUAAAAUUCAACUUUCAGCGCCAAAUCAGCUUCCGUGAAGAUGAAGAGCAAUGUCUCGCCAGAAACUCUACCCCAGAGGUUCGGCAGAGCGAUGGCGAGUUCUUUGAGAAAUUCGGCAGCGUCAUGCGCAACCGCAUUUCGCUCAGGGUCUCGGAGAGCAUCGACAGGGAGUGUGCGUCCUCAGUGGCCGCCGAGUGCAGCCAGGAGGCCGAGAAUUCAGAGGCCGUCGAAGACUCCGAGGAGGAGCAUCUUCCGGAGGAGGCCGAAAUCUUCAGCCGCGUCCUUGGUAGCAACGUAGAGCAGUUGUAUGCAGAAGUUCUAUACGAGACCGUUCAUGUAAUCGGAUUUGGUGCCAAAGAAAAUCAAGACGAAAUUUUGAGCUUCCUGAAAACGGCAUUUAAAUUCGACGAUGAAAAACAUGAUAUGCUGCUUGAAGAAGCCAGAGCAAAGGAGGCACCAGACAUUCUGCUCAACGUGGAAGUGAUCGAGGCGCACGAGCUGCAUGCCAAGGACUGCAACGGGCUGAGCGACCCUUUCUGCACACUCUACCUGUCCAACGGACCCACCCAAAGGUACAACACCUCCGUCAAGACGAAGACGCUCAAGCCAACCUGGGAGGAACAUUUCUCACUACCUGUUGAAGAUCCAAAUAAUGACGUGCUUGUUAUUGAAGUUUGGGAUUUCGACCCAGCGGAAACGGUCAGGGAGAAACUUGGCAAAUUCUCCGACGUCAAGGGCGUCAAAGGAUUUAAAAAAUUGUUCAAAGAGGUAGCAAUAACGGCAUCGACGGGCAAACACGACAAUGAACUCGUCGGAACAGUCGAGAUUCCCCUCAAGGAAGUGGUCUCAGGGGGCGUGAAGUUGUGGCGCAGCCUGACCAAGAAGGGCAAGUCCAAGUCGCAGGGCCAGGUGCACCUGCGGCUGGCCCUGGGCGCCUUGAAGAACGUGCAGGUGGCCACGCAGGAGCAUCGCCAGCUGGUGCGGGUGCUGCUGAAACACGACCUGGAGGUGACGCAGCCGCUGCCGUACAAGUGGAGCGGCCGCUUCCUCGAGCUGGCCGACAGCGUGCUCAACCAGCACCGCAUUCAGACCGGCCUCGACGAGAACCACGUCCAGCUGGCCAGGUGGGCCGAGUUCUGCGCCGUGCACAUCGAUCACGCGCUCAACUUCCAGCUGCUCGGCAGGACCCUGGAGAAGCUCAUCAGGCCCGUCAAGGAUGGCGUCCUCAGCGAUGAAGAAGCUAGAGUCUUCUGGGAGGCGGCGCGCAAACUGAUGCCUACCUGCUUGACGUGCAUCAGGAAGAUCAGGAAGCUGAUGCCCACGGACAAGGACACACUGACCCAACUGGAGGCGCUACUUAGCAUUUUGGUUCAACUUACGACCCUGACGCCUCCAAAGGACUUUGAACUGUUUCCUGCAAACAUGUUUGCUUGGCUCUCGGCGUCAAACGGACCGCACUGCGACAUCCAUCAGAGCAUCCAGGACGCUGUUCGACAAGGCGCUAAAGACUGGUACGAGCACAUUAUGGAGAUCAACAAUGAUGACGACAAGAAGUCUGACGACCAGGAUAUCCAACUCUCCUACUACAUCAAAAUCCUCUCCUUGCUGCAGUCCGACUUGCUCAGGGCAAUUGAGUACCACGAUAAAAUUUACUCAGAAGUGGCCCAGUUUGAGUACACCAAAGUUAUCUAUGAAGUUUAUGAUGAGAGGGUAUUUGGGCUGGUGGAGCCCGUCGUGCAACAGACCUGCAAGAACCUGAAGCCCCUUAGGUUCAACGAAGAUCCCACACAAGGCCUUUACGACAAUGAUGACAUCACAAUGGGCACCUCCCUGUUUGAGCUCUACAUCGCCUUGCAAAGAUUCGUUGUGAUGGGAAAAGGGCGGUACUUGAAUGAGGACUACAAAUGCAGCAAAUUCCAUACAUGGUUUGUCAAAGGGGUUGCGCAGUGGCUGGACAUUGCCCUGUACAAAGCUCUCAAAAGGAUCGAGAAGGCCGUUGAGCUGGGAAAUCUGCAGCCGAUUGAUGAGCACGUUAAAUUCAGCUCUUCUGCCGUUGACACCCUUUCAAUUUAUUAUCAAAUCAAAGUAUUUUGGAAACAACUCAACUGGCCUGACGUUGAAAGUUCCUACACUUUUGUAGCAAAGAUUAUCGACGACAUAUGUCGUUGCUCCGAAUUCUACGCUGCCAAAAUGAGCACAAGAGUAGCUGGCUUAGGAGAGACAGAAAACGCCUUCAGCAAGAAGUUUGAAGUCACAACAGAGUGGUGCACAGCAAUAAACAAUAUCGAGUACAUUCGCCAAGCAAUCCAUCCAUUCGUCCUGGAACUGGGUCUAGAAAACAUUCUCAACUCCAUGGCUGAGUUCCACUCUGAAUCAAACGCGACUCAAUGCAGGAAAACACUUCAGCUGGUCAUUGAUGAAGCCAUUGACACCGUCAGCAACAAAAUCAUUGAUCUGAUAGAAAUAAUGGCCGAAAAGAUGAUUCCAUCGCUGCACAGGUUUCUGGUUGAGGCGGCAGAGCUUCUACACCAGAACAACAUGAGUUUGGACAGGCUGAUGGACUACCUGCAGAAGAACUUUGAGACCUUGCAUAGCCACCUGAGCGAGGAAAACUUCAAGAGGACCUUGGCAAUUGUGUGGGACAAGCUGACCAAACAGCUGCAGGAGCUGAUUGACAGCAGUAUUGAGAAGAGACGGCCGCCCUCGUUUUUCGCCAACCUCUCUGGUGCCCUGGGGAUCAUGGAAGGAUUCUUCAAGUACGAUGAGACUGAAAUUGCAUCCCUUUGUGAAAAUUCCGACCUGUUGGCUAUCACCAAGGCGCGCCUGAAGAUGCACAGCCUUGACACUUCUGAACUGAUCCAGCAAUAUUUUCUCAACAGGUAUGAGGAGCAGAAGCUUUUAACGCACACUCCGUCCCAGAACUCCGAGCAGUGCUGCGGGCUGCUCACCGUCAAGUGCAUGUUCCAAGAUCAAUAUCUCAAAAUAGAAAUCCUCAAUGGCAGAAAUCUGCGGCCCACUGAUUCAAAUGGCUACUGUGAUUCCUACGUGAAAGUGCACCUUCUCCCCGAGGACAAGUUUGCUGGUAGUGUUACCAAGUGUAAGACCAAGGUGCACAAGAAGAAUUUGUUCCCACUAUACGACGAGAUUUUCAACAUGCCUAUUUCUGAGGACUUGCAGCGAACUGAAAACGCACUCAUUCACUUUGUGGUCAAAGACUACGAGAUGCUAAGCAGCAACGAGCUGGUUGGCGAAGCUUUUUUCCCCUUCUCCGAGGUGCGCUUCGACUCAGACCUUCAAAACGUAGCGCAGUUCCACCUGCCACUAACCAGACCUUCGUCCGCCCUUGAAGGCGAAGCUUUUAUGGCGCUCGAGCACAGGCAAGGAGACAAGAUGGCCAGGGAUUUCGUCAAGAAGGAGAGAACUAGGGAAUCCCACUAACAACCUUAAACUUUAACGCCGCCUUAAAAUUUGUCCCAAUUUGUGAUCUUCUAAUUAUUAGGUUUAUUUUACACGUAUGUAAGCUGACUUUAUAAAUUUUAAUUGUUCAUCUCCUCUCAUAAAAGCUGAGAAUAAGUUUUUCCUAUUUUAAAAAACCCCUAUUUCUUUUUUGCUUUCUCUCUUAUCGAAUAAAAUCAUUCUGUAAAAGAGGAAA
Messenger RNA from Cloeon dipterum, 3841 nucleotides. It is a transcript of the gene stac, whose product is annotated as C2 and C2B_Munc13-like domain-containing protein staccato. Bases 145 to 3627 code for a protein of 1160 amino acids. The record is from RefSeq and is a predicted model, not a curated record. NCBI's taxonomy places the organism in Eukaryota, Metazoa, Arthropoda, Insecta, Ephemeroptera, Baetidae. Gene Ontology annotation, cellular component: secretory vesicle. The transcript is spliced from 22 exons.